AUGGAAUUUCGAAUCCUCUUCUCUCUUUCCCUACUUGUUGUAGGGAUUCUCGGACAACUAGUAGAGGAUAAUGGACCAGUACACUAUUGUUUCAUUGACCCACCAGUGAAGCAACGCCUCUCCCCAAACCUUCUUGAGAACAUCACUACAUGUACUCACCUCGUCUAUGGAAGAGUUUCAAUUGACAAAGACUAUCCACCGUAUCCUCAAUACAGUGUUACGGAUGUAGAUUCUGGAUACGAUAUGGACAACAUCCGGACAUUUUUGAGAAUGAGAGAGUAUCAUCCGAAUGCCAAAUUUCUCAUUCGUCUUGUAAGGACCGCGCCGUUCGAAGACUCAGUUGUUGCCACGAAAACUGCAAAUGCUCUCAUGAAGCAUGUGAAGAGCAAAAGAUUCGACGGAGUUCUUGUUAUGUUCGAUGGAAUCCAUUUGGAAUACCGUUCUUCCACUGCAUUCUUGGAAGCAAUGUCUGAAGAAAAAUCAAUGAUGUUGGUGUUUGGAUUAUCUGGAAGGCGUGUUUUCGGCUAUGGAGCCGUUAAAAGACUCCAAGAGAUCAAUCCAUUGGUGGAACACAUCUUCUUGGAUAUGGGAGAACUUCCAUCUAACGAAGAGCCAACUAGAAUCACUCAAAUCAACCCACUUUUCUCGAACACAUCAAUUCCAUUUGAGGAAACGAUUCAAGGAACUGUUGAUGAGUUAGUUGAAUUUUCUCUUCCCGAAUUUCAUUUUUCAUUUCAGGAAGGAAUUCUUCCAGCUCGUAUUGUAGUUGGACUGACAGCAGGAGGAUGGAAGUUCGAGAUCAAAGAAUCACAAGAUCCAUUGAGAAUCUCUCAUGGAAUUUAUGCUGUGGAAGCUGGUAAACGAGUAGCUUAUCAAGAUGCAUGCAAAGCCAGAGGAGCAGUGAUAUACGAUUGGAAAACAAUGAAUGAGAUCACUGUUUAUAGACAAAUGUGGAUGAAUAGAAGGUACACGACUUUAUCAUUGAAACUACUCAAAAGUAUAUUUCAGAUUAAAUGGAUCCUCGGACAGAAGUUCGCUGGAUUCGGAAUCUCUGAUGCCCUAACAGACGAUCCACGUGGUGACUGUGGAACCGAUCCUCUUCCAGCUCAUCGCCUAGCCAUGCAACUGAUUCGUAACACAAUUCCAGCCAAUCCAGCGAAAUGUACAAGACUCUGUUACUUGGAUCCAGAACAAGUCGAAGAGACCUUCCCAAUUGACAAUUUGAGAUCGGAUUACUGUAGCCACAUCGUAGUUCACUAUUUUGAUUUGGACUUGAAGAACAAUGUGGUCGUUGCUGAAAAAGCAGAGAGCUUGGUUAAGAAAAUUGAUCAAUGGAGAACAAAAAUUGUUGAGAUUGCUCCAAAACUUAUUCUUUCUCUUGGUUCAAAACAGGUCACUGGAGUCUGGCAGUUCCUUCUCGGUAAUGAUUUCCGUCGCAAGGAAGUUGCUGAGGAGCUUGUAAAAUCUAUGUAUGCGUCUACUGCUGAUGGACUCGAAAUCUCGUGGACUUUGGAACAAAUGGCCAGUGAUUUUGAUAAAAAGAAUCUGAAAGCGUUGAUUGAUGAUAUCGUUACGAUAGAUGUCGAAAAGAAAUUCGAGCUCGUUGUGGCAGCUACUCCACAGAGCAGUUUUUCGGAUUUCUAUGAUUAUGAGCAUCUGAAUCAAACCGUCUCUCUUAUCGUCCUUCACUCGCAUCGUCUUCACUCAGAAUCUCUUCCAUUCACCGGACACUCAUCUCCACUCCGUGCCACGUCAUCAAUGAAAGAUCCAAAAAUGACAUGGGAAUCCCUUUUCAACCAUUGGGCUGAGAAGAAAGUAUCUCGCUCUAAAAUUGUUCUCUCCCUCACUGCAUCUACUCUCUCAAUGCAAUCUCUCGCUGAUAUGCGAAGCUCAGCUUUAGCUCCAUUCGGUCAACCAGUCUUCGUUUCAAUGUUGCGAUCGAAGAAGUCUGAUAUUCAUAGCCAGCAAGAGGUUUGUGAGAGUCUAGAGACAGGCACAGGAAUCACUCAUUGGGUUGAUGUAGCUGACGUUCCUUACUUAAGACGAUACGAUCAAAUGGUGGCUUAUGAAAACACUCUGAGCUCUCAUAUUAAAGCAGUUUGGGCUUCCAUGAAAGGUGUUGGCGGAUUGGCUCUUCACAAUAUUCAUCAGGAUGAUCCAAGUGCUGUUUGCAACAACCGUACCUCAUUCCCUCUUCUGGAUUCUCUCUCCCGUGCUCAAGUCUGCCAGAAGUGUUUGAAACAACACGACUUCAAGAAGUGUGCUCAACACGAUUUUGUUGUCAGUUGCAGCUUCGAUUUGAAAAAGAAUAUGCCUCUUUUCAAAACCGAUAUCGUUCCAUACGAGAGAUGCACUGAAGUGGUUGUGGAGCAAGCCAAACUCUCGCUGGGUGGAAACAUCACUUUUAAGGAUUCACAACAGGAGCAGGUUCUGAGAAACUUGACUACUAUGCGCCCAAAGAUGCUGAAAUGUGGAAUGGUUCUAUCUCUUUCCUGUGGAGAUUCCGAGAAGCAUCUCAACCAUAUUCUUGGAGAUAACAUGACUUCUGCUAUCAACAAUGUGAUGAGUGUCAUGGAAAAGUACAAGUUCUCUGGAGUCCAGUUGGAUUGUGAAAAGGCGAUUCGCAGAGGAAAUCAUAUCUUCUUCAGCAAUUUUGUGAAAAAAUUGGUCAAGAAGUUCGAGAACACCAAGGCAUCAAAUGGAUGUAAUAGAACUCUUUCUGCAAGAUUUUCCCCAUUCACAAGAACUCCUUCAAGCUACUACAGUAUCUCAUUGCUCAAUCGUCUCUCUCACGUAUCCAUUCGAAUGACUGAUAAGAAUCAAGUGGAUCUUCCAUUCUUCUUUAACACUUCUAACCCAGAUUUCCCGUCAACAGAAAAAUUUGUGAAACUUUGGAAGAAUUUCGGAUUGAAGCCAGAAAAGUUGGUUUUAGAACUGUCUCCAUUUGGAUGGCAAGAAGGAAAAAAGGAGGGCGAAAAGAUUAAAAUGACUCAAGGAGAAACUUGUGUGGCCGUUGGAAACAAAGCAGUUUAUCAGCAAAACUAUGAAAUUCUGACUGGAUCCACUAGUCAUGCCAAUGGAACUGUUCAUAUUCCACUUAUUGAGGAUUUCCGCUACAAGAUCGGCUAUAUUCAACGCGAACAACUCGGCGGACUUGCUUUGAAUUCUGUGAAUGGGGACGACUAUACUGGAAUUUGUGGACGGGGAUCCUUCCCGAUUCUUAAAUCGGUCUACAGCUCCACCAAGUGUCGCUAA
Caenorhabditis briggsae is the source of this 3255-nucleotide messenger RNA. Gene Ontology annotation, molecular function: chitinase activity; chitin binding. NCBI's taxonomy places the organism in Eukaryota, Metazoa, Nematoda, Chromadorea, Rhabditida, Rhabditidae. The record is from RefSeq and is a predicted model, not a curated record. The transcript has 15 exons. Bases 1 to 3255 code for a protein of 1084 amino acids. Gene Ontology annotation, biological process: chitin catabolic process; carbohydrate metabolic process. Gene Ontology annotation, cellular component: extracellular region.